Messenger RNA from Amphibalanus amphitrite, 1462 nucleotides. RefSeq names its product probable RNA polymerase II nuclear localization protein SLC7A6OS. Gene Ontology annotation, biological process: developmental process. Lineage: Eukaryota; Metazoa; Arthropoda; Thecostraca; Balanomorpha; Balanidae. The transcript has 2 exons. The coding region runs from base 161 to 1171 and encodes 336 amino acids. The record is from RefSeq and is a predicted model, not a curated record.
UUGCGCCAUACUUUGAAUGUGCAUUGCGUUGCCGCGCGGGUGUGUGAAUUCUGCGUGCCUUUUUGUCCAUUUUGUGUUUGAAUUUAGAAAUUGAGCUGCUCCGGCCUCCAGAGCUGAUCUUUAUUCUCCAUUGCCCACCAGCUCUCACACUUCCAUCGUCAUGACGUCUGUGAUCCGGAUCAAGCGGAAGGUGGGCGAUGACCCGCAGCAGGCACUGCUGGCCACCAAACGGCGCCGGCUCCACUCGGGGGACGAGGCCGCCGCCUCCUCCAGCGCCGACACGCCGCUCAGUGCCGUCCUCCAGUUCGUCGGCACUAUGAAACCGGAGGACACCACGUUACCGGACGCGGCGCUGAGCGCUGUGCGCGCCCAGCGGAAAUCUGGCGCGGCGCGGCGUGACCCGAUGUCGGUUCCCGCCGCCGUGGAGCGCGCCAAGGAAGCGCGCCGAGCCCGACUCCAGGACGAACAGAAGGCGCGGCGCUACCGUAUCGUAGCGCGCCGCCGCGGGGAGCCCGACGGUGAAUCGGCCGACGCUGACUCGGACCUCGCUAGUCUCCCUGGCGUUAUUGACGUGGAGGAGGAGGCGCCGGCGGCCUCCGCGGCCUCCUCCAAACCUCCCUCUGGCCCAGAGGAGCAGCUGACCUGUAACGGCCAGGUCAUGGAGCGGGUGGCAGUGCCGGAUCCGACCUCCACCACCUACGUGUACGACCUCUACGUCAGCAGCGCCCCACUAUCCGCCGACGACGAUCUGCUGGAACUGCGCCCCUGCGACGACGUCCAACUCUGGGACCACCGCGCGGCGCGGCACAGCGACAGCGACGACCCUUUCGCCGACGACGACGAUGACUCCAACGACGAGGAUAACUGGCGUAAUGACUACCCAGAGGAGCUGGGAGACUCUGACUACGAACGCUACAUGAACCCCGUGGAUGGUGCAGAGUUCGACCUCAUCAGACGCAUGGAGGCACACGAGAUCGCUGGAGAUGAUGAUGAUGAUGAACCUCUCGCCUAUGGACUGGAUGAACUGGAAGAGGGAGGGGAUAAAGACCCGUACGAUAAGUACAAGGCUCGCGUGCUGCGGCAGAUUAAUGGUGAGGACAGUGACAGUGACGGGGACGGAGGAUACCUGGCGGACUCCGGAGACGGUAGUGAUGAGGAGGAGGGGUAUUAGGCCGAGAUAGGAGAUGUGAUGUGCGAUGGCUGAUAAUAAUCAGGGUUUAUUGUGGAUGGGAAUGUUUGUUGCCUGUAGACGCUCUUGAAAGCGAACCCGUGAUGAUAGGUCUUGAAUGUUCUGUUCGUAAAGCGUAGAUGUGAUAGCCAUUGUGUCUGUUUUGACUGCUGUACCAGUCUCUUCUUUUCUGAUUCAUACUAACUUACAAGAAAGUAGGAAGCAUCGUCAUCAUAAUUGUUUUUCAUCACCAUUUUAUAAUAGUCGAAAAUACAUUGUUGUAAAUAUGCUUUA